Molecule: messenger RNA, 1440 nt
Organism: Arachis ipaensis
Lineage: Eukaryota; Viridiplantae; Streptophyta; Magnoliopsida; Fabales; Fabaceae
Product: receptor-like cytoplasmic kinase 176
Biological process (GO): protein phosphorylation
Molecular function (GO): protein kinase activity; ATP binding
Source: RefSeq, a predicted model, not a curated record
AUGGCAAGUUUUAAGGAACUCUCAAUGGGUGGAGUAGUCUUGAAUAAUUCGAGAAGAAAUUCAUCAGAGGAAAGAAAGAAGAAAGGUGAUGAAGAUGAUUUAGGGUUUAAAAGAAAACUCAAACUUUGGUUUGGUUGCAUGACACUGAUGAUCAUGAGAUCAAAAGCAAAAGAUUCUGCGAGUGAUCACAAAUAUAAAGCAGAUGGAAUAGAGGAGAAAAUUAUUGGUCCCAUACCAUCAACUCCAACCAAUUCACCAAUUAUUAAUGAAGAAAGGGUGGUUAAUCCAAAAAGCUUUACAUACAAACAGCUUAAAUUGGCAACAAAAAAUUUUAAGAGAGAGCAUUUUCUUGGUGAGGGAGGAUUUGGAAGUGUCUACAAAGGAUGGCUUAGUAGAGAUGAUGCUAUGACUCCAACAAAACCUGGAAUGGGGAUCCCUGUUGCUAUAAAAUCUCUCAACCAAUUUGGUCUUCAGGGCCAUCAAGAAUGGCUGGCUGAAGUAAACUAUCUGAGUCAGCUAAAGCACCCAAAUUUAGUGAAACUAAUUGGAUUUUGCAAUGAAGAUGAUAAGAUGCUGCUUGUUUAUGAGUUCAUGCCUCGUGGAAGCCUUGAAUCCCAUCUCUUUAGGAGAGCUGUGGUGUUUCCAUGGUCCAUCAGAGUGAGAAUAAUGCUUGAUGCUGCAAAGGGACUUGCAUAUCUUCAUGAGAAGACUCAGAAUAAGAAUGCAGUCAUUUUUCGAGACUUCAAGACUUCUAAUGUUCUCUUGGACACGGAGUUCCAUGCAAAGCUAUCGGACUUUGGUUUUGCAAGGGAUGGACCUGAGGGAGAUAAAACUCACAUAUCAACUAGAGUCAUGGGAACCCAUGGCUAUGCUGCCCCAGAAUAUGUCAUGAAUGGGCACCUGAGCACGAAGAGUGAUGUGUAUAGUUUUGGAGUGGUGAUGCUAGAGAUGGUGACAGGAAGGAAGGUGAUAGACAGACAGAGGCCACAUAGUGAGAUGAACUUGGUGAGAUGGGCACUGCCCUUAAUAAGGGACAAUGGAAGGAACAGCCAUAUACUCCUCAUUGACCCAAGGCUUCAUGGGCAUUACUCCGCAAAGGCUUCCCUUAAGGCACUUAAGUUGGCCUCUCGCUGCCUCCGCUUCAACCCUUCCAUGAGACCUACCAUGGAUUCAGUUGUUCAAUCCAUCAUCAACUUCCCUCAAGAAGCCUCACCUCUUCCAAUUCCUCCUCCUCCUCCUCCUCAUCUUAAUACUAACUCCAACAAGUAUGGUCUUGUUUCUUCUGCUUCUGCUUCCAGGACCAACGUGCCCACUCGCUUUCAGGCUUCGCCGUGCCACCUCAACCACCACCACCAAGCUCAUGUUGCUUCAACUUCAUCAACUCCACCAAGGCCUAAUGUUAGAAUUGAUCAAAGGCGUUGAAUAAAAAAUUAAAAAUAA